AUGGAGUCUGUAGUAACGGGUCCGAGUAAUCGUUAUCCUAUAACAUAUGGCCCCCAAACAGAAAUUGCAGAGUCGAACCUUAAUAAGAUCUUCACAACCACGGCUGCUUCAUUGUCGCUAAUCGGAGCACUUUUGAUCAUCAUUACUUUCAUUAUGUGGCCUGAUUUAAGAACAAACUCUCGCAGAAUGAUCAUGUUCAUAUCCAUCGGUGAUUUCUCCGUGGCUCUCUUUAACAUUAUCGGGAUUUAUAACCCGUCUUCGGACAACGAGAUAUGCAGAAUGCAGUCACUAGUUACCAAUGUGGCGAUUUUGUCUUCCUUCAUGUGGACUUUGAAUUUGUCGUUUUACUUUUACCUGACUAUCUGCAGAAAGAUCUCCGCCGAAUAUGAAAGGCGAAUUAUGCAGUUACUUCACCUCAUAGGGUGGGGAAUUCCUAUCUUGAUAGGAAUUAUCGCGUUCACAAUGGGCGCAUAUGGAUUUUCCAGAAAUGUUCUCACUCCUGGAUGGUGCUGGAUUUCUGAAAAUCAGAAAUGGUGGAAAGUUGUCAUGUGGAUGUUCAUUACAGGAAAAGGCUGGGAGAUCAUGUCAUAUAUUUGCAUCUUCAAGUUUUAUUUGUUGGUCAUACUGCAGAUCAGACGAGAGGUAUGUUCAAGAAACCCACAUCUUUAAUUUCCUGAUUCAGCCUCUCAUGCCCCUUUCACUUCCUGUUUACACUUCUAAACUAAUUUAUUAUUCACAAGGAGAAAACAGAAUUUGACUAAGGCUGCAUUGCCGGCUGAGUGCAUUCAUUUAUAAAGGAUUAAAUUAACUACAAAAACCGUGGACGAAGAUCCUGCUAGUUGUAAACGUUGGAUCUCUAGAAAAGAGAUUUAAUCAGCCAAAAUACAAAGAACCAAGAACAAGAAGUCCAAAGACUACUGCAAAGCUGAUUCAGAACAACAUGUAUUGUUUUUUAACCAUAACAAUAUUUUGGCUGGCCAUACCAGCCUACUUCAGGUUUACAGAUGUUACUGAACUUAUGUAGGAACAGUAACAUCUGUAAACCUGAAGAAGGCUGGUAAAAAACAAUACACGCAAAGGAUAUUUUUUUGAAGGGCAAAAUUUUUAAAUAUCCCCCCACAUCAUACAGAAUUUUUUGACAUCCCGUCCUCUUGGUUCACAGAUUUUAGUAUUUCUGGUGUAAAGUGUAAAUUAAAGAAAGUUGUAACAGAUUAAAGCUAGCUGUGCCUCACAGGGAAAUAUUUGCAUACCAGGGCCAUCAUGUGGCAGCUUACAUGUAGAUUCAAUGAUGAAAUGCAAUGAUUCCGAGAUAGGUUAAACUUGUACGGUGGCCCAGAAGGGUCACACAUGCAAAUUAAAAAUGUUGCUGCAAACUAAAAAUUUUACCUGCAAAUUAAAAAUAGGGCAUGCAAAUUAAAAAUUGUACUUGCAAACUAAAAAUAUUACAAACAUGAAACAUGAAUGGGCCGACGGCUGUAAGGCCAGGUCGCACAGCUCAGACCAGGUCCUCAUCACUCAUACUGUGCGCGCAGGACUUUUCAUUUUUGAUCUGCAUCGAUAUGUUUUCUUUUUUAAUUUGCAGCACAAUUUUUAGUUUGCAUGUACUAUAUUUAAUUUGCAGGUAAUAUUUUUAGUUUGCAUGUACAAUUUUUAAUUUGCAUUUACUAUUUUUAAUUUGCACCUACAUUUUUAAUUUGCAUGUGUGACCCUUCUGGGCCACCGUAAACUUGGGACCUAGACUAGCAAAGAACAAGCCCAAGUGCUUGAAAAGAAAACAAACAAUAAAAAGCCAACAAAAAGGCAUUUGAAAAGCUAUACAACUUCUGAACUGGUGCUAAAAGAUAUUGAAUGGCCUGAUCAGUUAAGCAGAAAAAGAAAAGGGAAUUGCAAGUCAGCCUAUCUCUGAAGAAAGGUCCACGUACUUUACAUUUAGUGAAAUACAAAUCUCUGCGAAAAGGAAAAGAAAGUUAAUUCACUAUUUUUAAGUCCAAAUUACCAGCUAUAGAGCAUAAUGCAUCACCAAGAGAAACAAAAAUGAAUAUAAAAUUUGUUAUGCAUCGGGUCAAAAUUUACCCUUGUUCAAGUUUAUUUUCCUUUUACCAGGGAAUGGUAAGGACUAUGAAAAUGAGUCACAAUGAUACAAAUACUUAAUCUUUCAAUGCAGACAUCUAAAAAAAAUCAGCAUUCCCCUUCCUUCCCUCAGAAAUGUUUACCAUCACCCCCUUUUCCCUUAAGAACCCCCCCAAAAAAAAAAUCCUCUGCCCCCCUCCCCCCGCCCCUUGUGCUAUGCAUAAUGAAUGCUGCCUAAUGCUUUGGUUUCUCCACCCUUUGAUUCAAUUCAAUUCAAUUCAAUUCUUUAUUUCACACUAUAUAAGAUAUUUACACAAGUGUAUGUAGGUAGGAAAAUAAAGUAGCCGAUAAAUCAUUGAAUUGAAUUAAGAGUGUUACAUUAGCUCUCCAAUAACCACACAAGACUCAGCUUUAAUGUGCCCUUUCUUACAUAAUUUUAGGUUGUUAUCUUUAAAUGUUUGCUUGAAACAAUUUUUGUGUUUGUGUCUUAGUGACAAUUUGCAGUAAAUGCAAACGUGGAUAUUACGAAUAGUACUAGGUUAAGACCAAGGAAGGUUCUAAAACAAAAUAAUAUAUUACCUUUAAUUUUCACAGUGUCUGUAGCCCAGGGCCAUUUCUAUUAAUACCCAGAAAUAAAGGAAGGAGUAAUAAGCAAUUAAAGUUUUGUUUGGGAAUGCUCUGGACAAACUACAUUUUGAAAUUUAAUGCCUUAAUAUAUAUUUCUUUAUUUUUACCUCACCUUAAGGUAAGAUUGGGAUUCAUCCCAGGUGGAGAUUUUCUCACACCAAAGGCUUUAGAAGUAAUAAAAAGAGCAGAACGCAAGUUGACCAUCAUUCCCAUUGUGUUCAUUUUGCUGCGUAUCUGGGGAACCAUACGAUUUUUUCGUUUCUUGUAUUAUCUCCCUGAAGACCCACCAGCAAUAGAGUUUCUUGUUUUCCUCCAGGUAAGAAGACUCAGUUAUCAUAUUAUGCUUUUAUAGUUGGCUUGUCAGCUAUAUAAUAAUAGAGCAAGGCUUUAUUUUACCAUUAUAAUCAUACUCAUUAAUGAAAACUCGUUGAAUGAUCUAAAAGAUGCCCUGGGGCCCGUUUCUCGAAAGUCCCGGUAACUUUUCGGGCCCGAAAUCAAAUAUUCAAAUCGAAAUAUAAAGAAUAAGAGCGCGGGUCCCAGCUAGCAGACUACUCCAUUUUGUUUCACUAAGUGAUGGUUUUAUCAUGCUAGAUGCAAAACUAUUGAAACCUCGAUCUUUAAUGCAAACGGCGACAGCUUACCGGGCCCGUUAAUUAUCGGGACUUUCGAGAAACGGGCCCCAGGGCAUUUAUUUAAUUUUAGGGAUCCAGGGGGUGGGGAUUGGGUAAUAGGUAGGAGGCAUUUAAAAGGAGGGGAUUUGAAGCUAAAAAAAGUUCCCACAAUAUAUUACUCUCUUGCAAAAAUUCAUUUCAAAAAUCCCAGAUUGUCCUUCAUUUUCUUGUUCUUUGCUUGGAGUUUAGAAUAUUCCCUGGAGUCUCAAACUUUUACUACAGUUCUUGUAAUGCUUGUGAUGCCAUCUGCAAUUUUUGGAUUGGUAAUUUAAAAUGACUUGGACACCAAAAAAUCUCUAUCCUCCUGCUGUAUUUUUUUAACAUUUUUCCUGCUUGUUGUGAGGACUGUAAUCACUCAUAAUAUUGGUUUAAAGCGCAAUUAAAUGCAUCCCCAGGGGGAGAAGGAGAUUCUCCUAGAAAAUUUAUUUGGGGUGCAUCCUGAAUUCCAGACCCUUGUUUCAGGCAUCUAGAAAAGGAAGACCUAGAAAAUGAAGACCAAAGACCUAAGACCUAGAAAAUGAAGACCCUAGAAAACGAAGACCCCCCCUGGUUUCUGAGGUCAGCACAUUUUCAAUCAGCAGUACUAGCGAGAUCAGGGUACUUGUAGUGAAUCCUGAGUCAUCAGAUCAGUUAACCUGAGAUCAGGCUCUACUUUCGUUUCGCUUUGAAAAUUGCACUGGUUUCUCAGAUGUCAUCUUGCAGGGAAAAUUGGUGGUGUCAUAAAUUACUGGCUGUUUACUCAGGUUAAGGAUUCUCUGAAAGUGGAAGUUUUUGUGAAUUUUGUGCACUUUGGCCACUAUGUUAGGAAUUGAAAGGUUUAAGAUGGCAUAAAUUAAAUCCAUCUUACAUAUCUUUUUACAGGGCAUUGGGGACAGCAGUCAAGGCUUUGCCAAUUUUGUUCUGUUUUGCUUACUGACUGAUCAUAUAAGAGAAAAAUUCAGACUCUGUGUUGUGAGGUUCACACCAUGGUAUAACUAUCUGGAGAAGGAUCCACUGUUUGAAAGUACAAACUUCCCACUGAAUGAAACAACAGACUUUGGUUCAAACACGUAUGGAGCAGCAGCUGGGGAUUGCAUUUCUGUUAAAUCAAUGAAUUAGUUAUGUAAUAUGCAAACUUGCUUAAAGUAAGACUUGAGACUUUGAAUGCAACUAUUUUACAGCUGCAGAGGGCAUUUAAAACCUGUACAAUAAACACUGGAAUGGACCAAUCUAUUUUUUACUUUUUGAUCUUUUUUAUCACUGGCAAGGCUAAAUGGACAAACAGUCCUUAAUUGUUAAGUUAGUAAUAAAAAAUAUCAUAAAAAGAAGAUGGAUACAUAAACUUUAUUACAGGUUUAAGGAUUAUACAAAUUUCUGUUGUACAUCCUUCAUGAAGUAAUAAGUUUUUCUUAAGAUUUAGGGCUCUUCUGUAUAUUAAGACUAAGGACCAACUGUCUCCUCUCCUCCUCUCGAUCUGCCACCGUGAAUCAUGAGCAUUUCGGUGGCUAUUAUUUUUUAGGUUGUUAUAACUUGUGCAGUUUUUAAUAGCUUUGCAAAUGAACAGCAAUUAAACUGGCAAUGCUUUUGGACGUUUUUAUUAAAUUUUGUGAAGAUUUUGAUGGUAUUAUUAGUAGCCUGAGCAUUACAUGUACAUUGAAUUACAUAUACCAUUGAAGAAGCCAUGGCCUAUCAAGGACAGCAAGCUGUAUUUAAAUGACAUAAUCUGAGCUUAUUAACAGCAAUGUUAACCUCAGGGAAUGUUUUUAAAGUUUAUAAGAUUGUGUUACUCUGUGACAAUAGUCUGUUAGAUUAUGUUAGAUUAUGUUAGUCUGUGCCGCACUGGGGAAUGUGUGCUUGUUUGUAUCACAAACGGUUUUUGAACUAUAAUAGUAC
Messenger RNA from Porites lobata, 5240 nucleotides. The record is from the annotation of a GenBank genome assembly. Lineage: Eukaryota; Metazoa; Cnidaria; Anthozoa; Scleractinia; Poritidae.